UUCUUAUUGACUCACUUUCCCUUUUCUACUGGUGGACAGACACUGCAACUUACAACGAAGCGUAAAAAAUUAAAAACCAAAAACAAAAGAAAAAAAAAAAAAGAGUAGUAAAAAGAGCAGCUUUCUCAUCUCAUCUGCAAACGCACUUCUCAUUUGCAGCUGUUAACAAACAAAGACAGACAGACCGAUCUCUUAAGCUCUGCCACCAGUCAAAAUUGAAAGGUGAAGAUACUACAAUCAGAUUGCAAGAGCACAUGGCUAACAUAGACAUAGAGGGUAUCCUUAAGGAGCUUCCAGAAGAUGGACGUGUCCCUAAGACAAAGAUCGUCUGCACUCUUGGGCCUGCUUCUCGAUCUGUCCCUAUGCUCGAGAAGCUUCUCAGGGCUGGCAUGAACGUUGCCCGCUUCAAUUUCUCUCAUGGCACCCAUGAAUACCACCAGGAAACUUUGAACAAUCUCAGGAUUGCCAUGCACAACACCCAGAUCCUCUCUGCUGUCAUGCUCGAUACCAAGGGACCUGAGAUUCGGACUGGUUUCCUAAAGGAUGGGAAGCCAAUUCAACUAAAGGAAGGCCAGGAAAUCACUGUGACUACUGAUUACAGCAUCAAGGGUGACACAGACAUGAUUUCCAUGAGCUACAAAAAACUGCCAGUUGACGUGAAACCUGGAAAUACGAUCUUGUGUGCAGAUGGUACCAUCACUCUGACUGUUUUGUCUUGUGAUCCAGAGGCUGGAACAGUGCGAUGCCGCUGUGACAACACUGCAAUGCUAGGUGAGAGGAAAAAUGUCAAUCUUCCUGGUGUGGUGGUGGAUCUUCCCACUCUGACAGAGAAGGAUAAGGAAGACAUUUUGGGAUGGGGAGUUCCCAACAAGAUUGAUAUGAUUGCUCUUUCAUUUGUACGCAAGGGGUCAGAUCUUGUUCAUGUGCGUAAGGUCCUUGGGCCACAUGCCAAGCAUAUCCAAUUAAUGUCAAAGGUUGAGAACCAGGAAGGUGUUGUUAACUUUGAUGAGAUCUUGCGGGAGACUGAUUCAUUCAUGGUUGCUCGUGGUGAUCUCGGAAUGGAAAUUCCUGUUGAGAAGAUUUUCCUGGCACAAAAGAUGAUGAUAUACAAGUGCAAUCUUGUCGGCAAGCCUGUGGUCACCGCCACUCAGAUGCUUGAAUCAAUGAUUAAGUCUCCGCGACCAACUCGUGCUGAAGCCACUGAUGUUGCUAAUGCUGUUCUUGAUGGCACUGAUUGUGUUAUGCUUAGCGGUGAGAGUGCAGCUGGGGCUUACCCAGAGAUUGCUGUAAAGAUUAUGCGUCGAAUUUGUAUUGAAGCAGAAUCAUCCCUUGACUAUGGAGCUAUCUUCAAGGAAAUGAUAAGAUCAACCCCACUUCCUAUGAGCCCAUUGGAGAGCCUUGCAUCAUCAGCUGUACGAACUGCUAACAAGGCUAAAGCAAAGCUCAUUGUUGUCUUGACACGUGGGGGGACAACGGCGAAAUUGGUAGCCAAGUACAGGCCAGCUGUUCCAAUCCUUUCUGUGGUUGUCCCGGUGUUGACGACGGAUUCGUUUGAUUGGACCUGCAGUGAUGAGACCCCUGCAAGGCAUAGCCUGAUAUAUAGGGGCUUGAUUCCUCUUCUGGCGGAAGGAUCUGCUAAGGCUACUGAUGCAGAAUCUACUGAGGUUAUUUUGGAAGCUGCUCUGAAGUCGGCGACAGAGAGGGGGCUGUGUAAGGCUGGUGAUGCUGUUGUUGCACUUCAUCGAAUUGGAGCUGCCUCUGUUAUUAAGAUAUGCAUUGUGAAAUGAUAUGGAGAAUGCAGACUGGCUUGGCGAGAAGUGGGAGUUGGAAGAAAAUGGAAAUGUGUUUUGUUUAGUACAUGGUCGUUGCAGGAUUUUUUAGUUAUUAUCUAUCCUUUAUCAGAGAUGCUAUAUGGUACUUGAAUAAUGUUUUAAUUGGAUAAUCUAUAUAUCCAGGGAAUAUGGAUUUGUGUUGUGCA
Molecule: messenger RNA, 1978 nt
Organism: Ricinus communis (castor bean)
Lineage: Eukaryota; Viridiplantae; Streptophyta; Magnoliopsida; Malpighiales; Euphorbiaceae
Product: pyruvate kinase, cytosolic isozyme
Exons: 4
Coding region: 255-1787 (510 amino acids)
Biological process (GO): glycolytic process
Cellular component (GO): cytoplasm
Molecular function (GO): pyruvate kinase activity; magnesium ion binding; potassium ion binding
Source: RefSeq, a predicted model, not a curated record